Messenger RNA from Cynoglossus semilaevis (tongue sole), 2751 nucleotides. RefSeq names its product spermatogenesis associated 18 (gene spata18). The coding region runs from base 697 to 2178 and encodes 493 amino acids. The transcript is spliced from 13 exons. Gene Ontology annotation, biological process: mitophagy by internal vacuole formation; mitochondrial protein catabolic process. NCBI's taxonomy places the organism in Eukaryota, Metazoa, Chordata, Actinopteri, Pleuronectiformes, Cynoglossidae. The record is from RefSeq and is a predicted model, not a curated record. Gene Ontology annotation, cellular component: mitochondrial outer membrane.
AUUAUUAUUAUUAUUAAUAAUAUAAUUAAUAUAAUAUUAAUAUUGUUAUAUAAUAACAACACUGUACUGUGCUGUUGUUUACAAAUCAUACUAAUUUACGAUUAUUACAUAAAAUUAUAAAAGUUAUAAAUUAUAAGAUAAAAAGUAAUGACAAUAAAAUACCUUUGUUAAUGGUCACACUACAAAAACUUGGUACUUCUCCCAAUACAGACCAUGAAAAAAAAAAUAAAUAGCGGUACUACAAAUACUAUUACCCAUCCUCCUCCUACUGCUGCUACUGCAUUUUUACCGUUUUUACUGGUAUAAGCAGAAAUAGAUUUAACCGUGCCAAUAACUGCAAUGCUAACUGCAAAGUGAUGCGCGUACAGUCCGAUAACCGUUCCAAUCUGAAAGUAUCUGGUUUUGAUUAUUAACCUGUACAUUAUAAUCGGAUUCAAUCUGCUACUGCAGAAGCAGUGGUACUAUGUGUCGGUGUGAUACUGAGCCUCUGUUUACUCCGCUCGUCUUUGGUGUCGCUUGACAGUGUAACAUUACAGUCGUAAAUGCAGCAGACUCCUAUGGACCAGGACCAGGACGACUACCAGUUCACCUCUGGAACAUCCAUCAUUUUGUUUCACCCUCCGUUUGUCUGCUGGUCUCUUCACUUGGUUUCCACAACUGAGGCGGUGCUUGGCAUUAGUGAAGUCACUGGUAAACAUGGCCGACAGUUUAAGAAGACUUGCCACCACAUCUUCCUUCACUAUGCUGCAGGAGAAGCUGGAGAGCUGGCACCAAGAUUAUCAUGUCAUUUCCUGUGACCAGAGUCUUAAUAGAUGCUGUGAGCUGAUUGAAUUAACUGCAAAAAUCCAGGGCCAACUGUUUGCUAUUCUCAACCUCACUUCUGCAGAAGGUGGACAGUAUGCUGGAGUGGACAUCCUGAAAACACGUCUGCUGCCUUGGCUUGGAACAAGUUUCUCAAUGACAAGACCUUCAGUCACUGAUGAUACCAGUCUGCAGCUCAUCCAGGACUCUGUGGAGAAGGACAGGAAGAUCAGGGAGCUCUCUUUCUCUCAUGGCAGUGAAAUGCAUAAGAUGGAAACUCAGCUAAGCUCCACUCGCUUGCAGUUGGACUCCAUAAGAGCAGAUCUAGUUGAUGCUCAGAAAGAACUGGAUGAGACAAAGAGCAGAUCAGCAACCACUCUGCUGGCUACUGAAGAUGAAAUAUUGCAACUCAAAGCAGAUUUGCGAGCUGCACAUGAACAGUUGGAGGCUUACAAGCGUAAACUGAACGCUGUUGAUGACUACGAGCAUCAGGUGCGCUUACUGAGAGAGGAAGUGUCAUACCUGAGCACAGAGAAGGCCAUGUUAAAGGAGAGACUGGCGAGAAGUCGUUCUCCCAGCCCUCUGCCCAGACUCAGCCGCCCCCCCAGCCCCUUGAGAACUGAAUCACCCACCAGGGCCCAGCUCACCAACUCCUCCCGGCAUGCCCGCCUUGUGUCCCGCUUCAAUGACCUGUACGCUGUGGAGCGUGUGGAGGCCCAGAGCUUGCUCCGACGCUACAUUGCUGAUUUUGAAAUGGUCCAGAAAAUUAUCUUAAUUGCUGUUGUGGAAUCCUUCAAGACAGCUAAACUAGCCUAUCGUCAGUUUAAACUUCGUGUGAGAAAGACCUUGUCCUCCACUCACUUUGGACCAGAAAGCUUAGAGGAUGCAGCUGUGGACUACAUUGUGAGAAAUUUGGACCUCUAUGAUGUACAGGACAGUGUCAAUGGUGUGAUCAAUGCUAUGAAUGUAAACCCACGGAUCUCCUUUCCCCCAGAGGUGGACUUUGCUCUCAUCAGUGCCUUGAUCAGGGAGAUGUGCAGGGUGGCCUUUGCCAUGCAGACUCUGGAGCCCUCACUUGACUUGGCAUUUGCUACUGAUGGUGAACUUUACAAUGACAACAAGUAUCGCCGUAGCUAUGACUCAGAGUUCACUGCUCCUCUGGUAUUGUACCAUGUGUGGCCAGCACUGAUGGAAGGAAACACUGUGAUUGUGAAGGGCGAGGCUGUUACCAGAAGGGGAGCACUGUGGAGCAGAAGCCGGAGCCGAAGCAGAAGUGUCAGCCCUGUUCGCUCCCGCUCCCUCAGCCCGACCCGUAAACUUCAAUUUAACAGCAAAAGAAGCUUGUCCCCUGAGCGUCUCAAAGCGAGCCACCUGUGACCUCAAUCCUCUCCACUCUUUAAGGCAGAGAAAACAACAGCCAUCGGUUUGAGGUCCACACAGUAAAACACAGUCGGUGAGGUUUUAACCAUGUCUUUGUGGUCCCACGAUGCAAUGCUGAAGACACCGUAUCGCAGUGAAACUUAGAUGAACUGACACUAAUAUCAACGAGGGUCAGCCCAAUGAAAGGGGAGGUGUCAGAGACUGUUACACAUCUGUCUGAAUGGAACACAUUAGAUGUGUUUCUCUUUUUAUUAUUAGACUAGUAUUUGUAGAGAUCUUCUACUCGGUAUUUCUGACAAAGCUGGACAUGCAGUAGCACUACAGCAUCUGUAUGUUGUACUUUCCCUUUUUUUUAGUUAAAAUUUAACAGCUUUUGUCAAAAUUAAUAAUAAGUGCUAUUUAAUGCACAGUGUGGUGCUAAUGAUAUUAAGGAGCAGAACUAAUUUGAACAUUUCCUCUGUUUUAAUGAUAGUUUUAUUGGUGCUCUGGUUUUAUAUUUUGAAUAUUGUUAUGAGACAUCCCUCCUGAUUUAUUAAAUGAUUAACAUUAAACUUUUAGAUUGUAAAUGUU